Molecule: messenger RNA, 2738 nt
Organism: Fusarium graminearum PH-1
Lineage: Eukaryota; Fungi; Ascomycota; Sordariomycetes; Hypocreales; Nectriaceae
Product: cytochrome P450 61
Exons: 5
Coding region: 44-1654 (536 amino acids)
Biological process (GO): sterol metabolic process
Molecular function (GO): iron ion binding; oxidoreductase activity, acting on paired donors, with incorporation or reduction of molecular oxygen; heme binding
Source: RefSeq, a predicted model, not a curated record
CCAGCGACUCUAAUCAGACUCGUCCUGUCGCCGCGCAAACACAAUGGAGGCAGUCAAUUCCACCACCAGCGGCUUUUCGUCCGUCCUGGCCGGUACAAAAUACGCAAAUGUCAACAUCCCUCCCCAAAUCGACUAUGUUAUCGAGGCCGUCUCCAAUGCCGGUGUCUGGACUUGGGUGUUUACUCUCGUCGCCCUGUGUAUCGCUUAUGAUCAGAUUGCCUAUAUCGUCAGGAAGGGUCCUAUCGUCGGUCCCGCCAUGAAGAUUCCCUUCAUCGGCCCAUUCCUCGAUUCCAUGGACCCCCGAUUCGACGGUUACCAUGCCAAAUGGAGCAGCGGUCCUCUCAGCUGCGUUUCCAUCUUCCACAAGUUUGUCGUUAUCGCUUCCACCCGCGACAUGGCUCGCAAGGUCUUCAACUCGCCCGCUUAUGUCAAGCCCACAGUCGUCGACGUUGCUCCCAAGCUUCUUGGACACGACAACUGGGUUUUCCUCGACGGAAAGGCCCAUGUUGAUUUCCGCAAGGGUCUCAAUGGCCUUUUCACCCGCAAGGCUCUCGAACUUUACCUGCCCGGUCAGGAGGAGGCUUACAACACUUACUUCAAGCACUUCCUCAAGAUGACCAAGGACGCUGGCGGCAAGCCUGUUCCUUUCAUGCAUGAGUUCCGUGAGGUCAUGUGUGCUGUGUCUUGCCGCACUUUUGUUGGUCACUACAUUUCCGACGAGGCCGUUACCAAGAUCGCCGAGGACUACUACCUCAUCACCGCUGCUCUCGAGCUUGUCAACCUCCCCGUUAUCCUCCCUUACACCAAGUCUUGGUACGGCAAGAAGGCUGCUGAUAUGGUCCUGGCCGAGUUCUCCAAGUGUGCUGCCAAAAGCAAGGUUCGCAUGGCCGCUGGUGGUGAAGUUACCUGCAUCAUGGACGCCUGGAUUCUUUCCAUGAUCCAGUCUGAGCGCUGGCGCAAGGCCGAGGAGAAGGGCGAGCCUCAUAAUGUCGAGAAGCCAUCUCCUCUCCUCCGCAUGUUCAACGAUUACGAGAUCUCCCAGACCAUCUUCACCUUCCUCUUCGCUUCCCAGGAUGCCACCAGCAGCGCCGCCACAUGGCUCUUCCAGGUUACCGCCCAGCGACCCGAUGUCCUUGACCGUGUCCGAGAGGAGAACAUCAAGAUCCGCAACGGUGACCCCAACGCCCCCCUCACCAUGGACCAGCUCGAAUCUCUUACCUACACCCGCGCUGUUGUUCGUGAGCUCCUCCGAUGGCGCCCUCCCGUCAUCAUGGUUCCCUAUGUCACCAAGAAGGCUUUCCCCCUGACCGAUGACUACACCGUUCCCAAGGGCUCCAUGUUGAUUCCCACCACUUUCAUGGCUCUCCAUGACCCCGAGGUAUACGACAACCCUAGCCACUUCGACCCCGAGCGAUACUACAGCGGCGACGCUGAGGAGAAGGGCUCCAAGAACUACUUGGUGUUCGGUACUGGACCUCACUACUGCCUCGGCCAAGUCUACGCUCAGCUGAACUUGGCUCUCAUGAUCGGAAAGGCCUCUGUCAUGCUUGACUGGAAGCACCAUGCUACCCCCAAGUCUGAGGAGAUCAAGGUCUUUGCCACCAUCUUCCCCAUGGAUGACUGCCCUCUUACCUUCGAGGAGAGAAAGUGGUAAGCGGUACCACGUGAUUUAUUCUUGAAUCAGGAAUAGAUACCGCUCUUGGCCAUACUUUCGACGUUCCUGAUGCCCUCACAGCCGGUUUCACCAGUUAAAGGCAUCUGAUGAGGAACUUGUUGAAGAUAAGCGGCUGAGGGACAUGGCUGUGAAAGGCCGGUUUCUGGGGAACAAAAACAAACUGGACUCUGGACUUCCAGCAAUAAUUGGAAGAGAUCCCGGAGAUGCAGUUUGAAGAGCAAUGCAGCUCUUUGAACGAAAAGAAGAGACAUGAUGGAUAUCAGUUUUAAUACCUAUUCUCGGUGUAUAUAUAUAUUGGCAGCCCGAGGGCUUUUGAGAUGAAUGGGUCAUAGAGAUGAUUGCCAUGAUUACAACAUGGCAUUUGGACAGCGAAAUGAAAAAUAAUACAAGAUCAAGAUACAAGAUGACAGAAUGACUGGUGUUCUGUUUCAACGUCAGCCCAAAGGAUUCACGAUCACGCUACUGCUCUGUGAGCAUAGCCACAAAUGAUUUGCCAAUUAUAGUGAUUCCUAUAUUAUCUAGGUAUGAACUCGGAAGAACGUAGAUUCUGGCAUUCGGAAUGAAACUGUUGGCUGCCCUCUAGAUACAGUGCCGGUCUCGUCAUGGCAUUUUUAUCAAUCGGUACAUCCCCACUCGAGCUGCCGAAGUGACGGUCCUUAGUCAGGCAACUUAGCUUAGUUAACUUGGUAUAACCCAAGAUUCACCAUUUUGAACCUCAAUACAGCCUCACCCUCAAGCCAAUACAUAACGGACCAACAUGGCGUCUCGUCGCGCCCUCUUCUCCUCAGCUUUGCGCGCCUCAGCUGCCGUCCUUCCCGCACGGCCUAUCUUCACAAUUGCUGCCUGCACAGCAAGACCCUCGCUAGCACCGCGAGCAUUUGCGCCCUUUGCUAGGUCGUUGCGAAGCUAUAGUAGCGAAAAGAAAGACCCUGAAAAAGAAAUCAAGAAAUGGGAGUUUGACGAAUUAAAAAAGCUCGUGGAAGAUGGCUCUCAUGACAAUAUAGUUAUUGUUGGUAUGCUUAUGCCUUCCAUCUAUACGUAUACAAUACACAUACUGACAUUG